Molecule: messenger RNA, 5639 nt
Organism: Porites lobata
Lineage: Eukaryota; Metazoa; Cnidaria; Anthozoa; Scleractinia; Poritidae
Source: the annotation of a GenBank genome assembly
AUGGCUGCAGUGAGCGAUGACGAGUACAAUCUUGCCUUUUUGGACGAGGAGAAUAUUGAUCUUGACGAAACUGACGCGGCAUCAACUCGAGUUAUUCAACUUGAUAGAGAUUCGGAAAUCCCAACACGAUAUUUGAUUCGAAAGAUAUUUUCUCCACAGUUAGAGCCUCCUUAUCACUACGAUCCUGCUGUAGAAACAUCCCAGAGGAAAAAGAAGGUAAAAGUUCAGCUUUUGUUUAUUAAUUAUUGUUCUUCAAAGCGACACAUUGACAAUUGAAAACCAAAAGAUGUCUGUUCGUUUUAUGAACAUAUGUGCCCCGAGAGAUGUGAUUUCCCGUUAUCAGAGGUAAAGGGUUAACGCUGCCAGUGUUUAGUAGACAAUAGAAUGACAGGUAAUAUAACUUAAAGAGUGAACUAGUACAAAAGUUUGCAGCUUUUCGGCCGGUAGCUUUCAUAACACGAUUUACGCGCCAUUUAAGCUUAUCUUUCACGGAAAAUUGUUACAGUAGCUGCUUAUCAUUCUUUGCAAUUAUAAAUUUCAGCGUAUUUUAGACUGCAUAUUAUGGACAUAAAGGGAAGCCUCUUUCACUCCACAAAAUCGUGCUUUGGGGAAAUAAAGUCACUUUCUGUCAUUUUCCUAAAGGAAAUUAACUCCUGCAGAAUGUUUUAUCGUGGCAAACUUUGACAAGUUUGUCGGUUUAUCUAAAAAUGAUCACUUGCAGCGUCAAUUUGUUCUCCUGCGAUUGGUCAGAAUCAUUUUCGAACGUAUGCAUUUUGUACUUUUACUGGGUUUUGUUUUAUCAAAUUAAUUCUUACUUGACAUUUGUAAGAACUGCAUUGUCUUUGAUUGACAGCUUGCGUUGUUUGAUAAUGUUUUCGUGACAUCCGCAUGCACGCAGACAUUUAAUCUGCUAAAUGACAGUUUUUUAGCCAUAUAGGAAAUACUUAUUCAUAAUUUUCUGAUAAAUGACUUAAAAACGUUCUAGUUGUCAAAACUCAUUAUCAUGAACAUACAUUUCCCGUAUUGGCAAAAAAAACUUUACAUUCAUGUAAAUUAUAAUAAUGUUUCUGUUUCACUGCACAUGCUUCUAAUAACUUUUCCGUUUGUAAGCUUAGUUACUUUUUACUUCUUUUCAUUUUGAUUAUAAUUAUAUUGAGGCGUUGCCAGGAUUAAUAUUGAGCCCAUUUUUGUACCUCAUUUAGAGAAGAGGGGUGUUCCAAUCUUUAGUGAGUAUUUGAUAACAAAUACAAUAUACGUCUUCGAGGGAAACAUCAGGACUCGAGGGAAAACAAAACUAACUGGUUUCUAGAGGGAUCUGACAUUAAGUGUUUUGUUAUAUUUCUAGACUUUCACUUCAACAAAACAAUAACUGGAGCAAAAUGAAACAGUCGACUCGGUACUUAUAAGAACACAACUUGAUUUCAUUCUGAAAACCACGGAAUGAAUGAUUUACAAAGUACUUUCCUUACAUUAUCUGCAUCGUUUUCCUCCACUAGCUGCUGUUUCUCCUCAGGGAUAACUUUGAAAAUUGUUGCUUUUUAGCUUGAGGCUUGAUGUUUGUGUUGUUGUGCCUGUUCAUUCUUGAAAAAGAAAACUGGCAGUGUUUUUCCCGCCUUCUGUCAUGCCACUUUCCAUUAUGCUUUGAUCACGUGCUGUAAUGUAUCCCAAGCAGAGUACAAUUGCUAAAAUGUAUCACAAUCAGGACCAAUUUGAUUUUAGUCAAGGCCAUUGUGACCAAGAAUCAACCAAUGGCAUUCCCUUUUUAGUUGAGUGAAAGUCUAGGAAUAUUAUAGACCUUGUCACAGUUUUGGAAGCCAUCUUGAUGAGUAGGCAUCCAUGUGAGAAAUUACAGUGUUUGUAUGAAAGUCUAAUGUCGAAUACCAAAAAAAUCCAAAAAUAAGCCCCGGGGCUUACAUUUUUCAAAGGCCCUUUUUGAGGGGCCUAUUUUUGGAGCGGUUAUUUUCGGAGAGGCUUAUUUGCGUUUCUAAAUCGAUUGGGCUAGCCUUACUGUUGGAAGGAAAUUUACCGUUUUUGCUUUGUUUACUUUGUAUUUGAGGGCAGUUUCCAAGUACAAGCCUGCGGGGCCUCAUAUUUGGAGGGGUGAUUUAACGGACGGUUUUUUGCAUUACAAGUUUGGGGGUCUUAUAUUAAAAUGGAGGGGCUUGUUUUCAGAAUUUUACAGUAAUUUCCAUAAAACGCCUGUUCUGAAAAAAGUGUAAAUUUUAAACUAACGCUACACAGCAAAAGAUUCUACUAACAAAUGUUUGGUGCUGUACAUUGUACCUGUGCUUAAAUUUCCCCAGACACUUGCUUUAGAUUUUUCAUAUAUUUGUCUGCAAUUUCUCCCGGGAAAUGUUAGUCAGCAGGAAGAGAAAUUUUUAGAGACAAAUGUACGGAAAAUUUAAAAAGUUGUUCUAGCACAUGUAGCUGCAUGUAAUGCCCUCAGGUUUUAUUAAAUGAAUCCUAAGGAUUGAAGCUUUAGUUUCCAAUUCAUAUUUUUUUCAGAACAGGUGUGUUAGCGAAAUUAUGCGACAUUAGAUUUUCAUACAAACACUGUAAAUUUCUCUCACAUUUGCCUACUCGUCAAGAUGGCUUCCAAAACCAUGACAAGAUUUAUACUACAUGUGACAACUAACGUUGUGAAUGCUUUCCAUUUCUGCAAGAACUAUUGUACCCUAAGAAUAUUUCAAUAAAUAAUAAUAUUUUGCUUUUGAACAAAAAGCCAAAAUUGAAGUAAAGUCAUACAUAUCGAGUUCAGUAUAGUACAAACGUACCAAAAAGUUGUGAGCAGGCCAAUGAUAAAUUUCAGGAAAAAAAUCACAAUAGUCUGUUCAAAGGGUAUUAUAAACCAUGAGUUUUUGAUGUGAGUGGUGUGCACAUAAUGCUGCAUCCAUUAGAAGAGCAGAAGACGUGUGUAUUAUACCACAGCAGUUAUGAAAAUUACCAAAAACAAGUCACUUGGGAGGUGUAGUUUUCAUUGGAAACCUUUAGAUUUUAAACUGAGGACCACUGUGUGGACAUGAUUUUAUAAAUACGAAGUAAGAGCAGUAGACACAUGAACCAGAGUUAUUUUGGGCAGAAAAUGUGAUGCAGUAGUUGUCGUCAUUCUUUUGUAUGAGUGUUAGUGAGAAUGUUGAAGUGGCAGAAACAAUCAAAGGUUAGAAGUUUCAUCUUUACUAAUAAGUAAAGCUUCCAAGGUGUAUAUUUUUUGAGAAAACAUAAGAAAAACUUUGAGUUAAAUUAAAUUCUUCUCAUAGUUGUCCUUGUUCUCAAAAAUUUGAAGGUCUUCAGUUGGGAUGCAUUCAAUGCGAGAAUACAGGUAUGCUGUGAGUCAAAUUUAGCUAAUUUUUAGUUUCAUUUUGGUAAUGGUAGGUCCAUAGCACAUGGGGAACUCCCAUUGGAAAGGCAAGAUAUCGGCCCCCUCAUCCUGAUGAUCUUGUUGCUCUUUUGAGUUUUGAAGCUACUUCUAAUUCAAGCAUCUCACAACUUGAUGAGUCCACUGUUAUGAAAAUAACUGAAGUGGUAACAAAGAAAAGUGGUGAUGUAAAACUGGUAGCCCUGCGCUACAGUGGUUUUCAAAUUCUGGUGCUGUUUUCCAGUACUUCUGGUUAUGAAACACUUGGAAAGUGUUUCUUGAAUAAAGAGAUUGAGGAGAUCCAUCAUCUGAAACUCACUGAGAUUCAAGGUAAAAUGUUAUGUGUUAGGCUAUACUCACAUGGUACCGGUCAAAUUUUUGACUGGUCAAAAAAUUCGUACGGUCAGUUGUUCUGUUCACAUGGAAUCCACGCUAACCAUAUGAAAAUUUGAACACCUUGCUGUUCAAAAUUUGAACUCUAAAAUCGAGGUAAAUUUUUGACCGAUAUGGUCGAAAAUUUGAACGGCAAGGUGUUAGCACCGUGACUGGCUGAAUUUUUCUAUGGGAAAGGCAUGGUUGGAUGGAUGUGUGGUUAUUCAGCUCCCAAAAAUAGAGAGUUGCAAAAAUUAACCAUAACGUUAAAACAGAUCUCAUUUUGUGAACAUGGAUUUAAAAAACAAGUUAUGUCAUAUCGACGCAAAAAAUUGAUCGAUUUUACCGAAUUUGCCCAAAAAAAUCCAGCGAAAUCCUGUUUUUAUUGAUUGUUUCUUGGCGAAGUUUCCCCGGAAAUUUUUUUAAGAAUUUGGAAAUUUGACUUUUUGAGAAAUAGGCCGAUUUUUCUGCAAUUUUGACUCUUUUAGUCCAGUGUGAACAGCACAAAAAUAUUGAAUGGUUCCGUGUGAACAAAGUGUCUGCUUAAUUUUUUUAACUGGUCAAAAAAUGGACUGGAACUGCUUGAACAUACAUGUAGCCUUUAAUAUUGUGUAAAUCUUUUUGCCUUUUUUGAGAAAAAUAACCUUGUUUACAUUUGUUAUUGUGUUCAUAACUACACUGUGAUUGACUGUGUAAACUACAUUGUGGAUCAAUGUCUUCUUCCCAGACAUCUCUCACAUGUUUUAACAGCAUAAAACAAUGAUUAGAAUCUUACUACGAAGAUUUCUGUGACCACCAAUGAUUGACCUUUGAUAUUAUUUUUUUUCUAUAAUAAAAUUGUUUGUCUUUGUAUUUGUUUCUUUCUUAUAGAAAAAAAGGAAACAAAUAGAGAGGUACUUAGGUAUUUGGAAAAAUCUGGGAUAAAAAUGUUAGCCCAUAGUAUAGUAUAUGCAGAAAUGAGGACAAAUUGAGUUUUGUAUGAGACAUUUGGUGCCCUUUACAGGAGACUAGGAAGUUUUUUCUGUUUCCAGAAGACUCCUGGAUGAUCAGGAAGAGUUGGCAUACAUUCAGUUAAAGUGUCAGUAAUGUACAUGUAAGUGACUUGCUGCUGAUAAUAUUAUGUGUAAUUGUCUCUCUUCUUUGUCUCUUAGCUGUGUCUCUUGCAACUCCUCCACCCUGUUAUAUAGAGAUGGCUGUUCCAACUGAUGAAGGACCAGCCCUGAAAGGAACCCUCACGUCAUUACUGGUGCCUCAUCAAUCUGUGUUCCCAUUUGUGUGCGUCAGAGAACCAGAACACAAAUUCACCAAUGGAGGUAGCCCUUCCAAUUCUCCUGCCUCUAAAACCAGGAGAAUCGAUGAUCAUGGCCUCACAUCACCUGCUAUUGGCAUGAUGCUGAUGUUUACACAGCGAGCACAAAAGAAUUCUGACAGGUGUUUGGAUGUAGUUAAGUCUAGUUCUACAGACUGGGAGGAGGUGAAAGUUCCACAAGCCAUCUCUGAAGAAGAUGAAGUUUAUUUCAAGACUGCAAAUAUUGAUGGGCCACUAUUUGCAGUGAAGAGACUUUCACCCUGUCCUGGAGUUCGCAUUUUACUCUAUGUGAACAACAGUAUGGAUGAGAUGGAGAAAUUUUACACAUUAAUCACUGGUAAAACUCCACUUGCUUAUAACAAGAUUGAAGAAGGCUUGAGCUACCGUAAAUUUCCACUCUCUGACAAACUAGAACUUGAACUUGUUUUGCACCCGUCUCUCAAAUCACACACUGUGAAAAACACUGCUCUUUGUUUCAUGAUGAAUGGAGUGAACAAAAUGUGUUCUGAAAUUCCAGGUGGAGUUCGAAACAUUGGAGAAGGACAUUGGCAAGUCAAAGAUCCCCAGGGGAAUGCAGUUAUACUUUAUAGUUUGUUAAAAUAG